Clonostachys rhizophaga is the source of this 1236-nucleotide messenger RNA. NCBI's taxonomy places the organism in Eukaryota, Fungi, Ascomycota, Sordariomycetes, Hypocreales, Bionectriaceae. The record is from the annotation of a GenBank genome assembly.
AUGACCAGCAGCAAUAGUGUCUAUUUCCUCAGUCAACUGCUUUGCGGCUUCGGGCAUAUCAGGGUCGUCGAGGUCGAGAGGUCCAAUCUCAAAUCCAACCGGAUCAAGCUUACCCAAGCCAUAUUGGAAGCGACACGAACAGCAUUCCUAAGGAGGGAUGAGAAAGCACAGGUCUAUAUCACUCGGGCAGAAUGGGACGCCCUGGAAGAGAGAGCAGAUGUAACGGAACUACGACGCAAGCUUGACCAGAUACCCAAAAAGGCAUCGACGGAAGCGAAGAGUCUGUCUGGCAAGAUUAGGACCAUAAAAUUGGCAGCUGAAGGUUCCAUCCUCAAGUCUACCCGCCGAGAGUAUUUCGAUGACGCAAGAAAGCUACGAGAAAAGGGGCUCCCGACAGAUCACCUUGUCACUCAGACCCUCAGCCCUCACAGGUCAUGGCUUCGGGCCUCAUGUGAUGUGGCCUCCACAGUUGGUGCUCAGCUCAUUGCCAACCCUGAAGACCCUGGCAUCUCUGACAUCAUGCUCGCAUAUCUGCAAAAGCGUUUGGGCCAUUGUACCAAGGGCGAGGAUCCUGAUGAUAGUGAGGAUGAGGAGAAAUUCAAUGAAUCGGACGAACCGGAGAAGGACAAGCAGUUGAAGAAGGACAAACCGAGAUGCCUACUAGGGUGUGAAGACUUCACCACGAAAUACAGGCUCACAGAACAUGUGAAGCAGCAGCACGCGGACUCAUUCACCCAGGAGUUCCCAUGUCCAGAAUGCAAGAGGUUUGGGAGCAAGGUUCAAGUCCCCCCUGGCUUGGAAGCUUGGUGCAGUCAUAUUGCACGAUAUCACAGUAGCAUACAUACACCCUCAACGACCAAUGGAGCAUCGACCUGCUUUCUAUGCGGCAAAUGCGGCCUGACUGAAAGGGGACCUACGCCACACACGCCAUCGAGGCACAAGCGAGCUGGCCAUUUCGACCAACCCUUCGCCUGUCCUGAGUGUAAGCGACUUCAAGGGGUCAAUCACAUGGUAUCAGGAAUGGUAGAAUGGGAGGACCAUGUCACCGAGAUACACCUGGGGGUGAGAACAAAGAAAAGGCAUCUUCCGGGGGUUGUCACUCCAAGUCCAAAGAGGUUUAAGGUAGAUUCAGAGGACGAAGAAAGCUUCAGGGAUGUAACCAGUGUAGAGGCCAGUCCGGACCCUCAUGCCGAGGAGGAGUUUUGGGUUACAGGGAGAGACUCUGACUAUGAUUAA